Messenger RNA from Exophiala dermatitidis NIH/UT8656, 894 nucleotides. RefSeq names its product ketoreductase. Lineage: Eukaryota; Fungi; Ascomycota; Eurotiomycetes; Chaetothyriales; Herpotrichiellaceae. The record is from RefSeq and is a predicted model, not a curated record. The transcript has 2 exons. Bases 1 to 894 code for a protein of 297 amino acids. Gene Ontology annotation, molecular function: oxidoreductase activity, acting on NAD(P)H as acceptor.
AUGGCCAAACUAGAGAUUUCCAUCCCCGAUCUAACCUUGCCCGAUGGCCACAAGAUACCGAGGAUCGGGUAUGGGGUCGGAACAGCAUGGUACAAAUCCGAUGCCAAAGCUCCCAAAGACCAGAAGUGCAUCGACGCCACGAAGACCGCCAUCAAGAUUGGGUACAGGCAUCUCGAUGGAGCUGAAAUGUACAAUACCGAGGAAGAGCUAGGUGAUGCCAUCAAGCAAAGUAAAGUUCCGAGAGAGGAGCUCUUCGUGACUACCAAAGUUCACACCCAUAUCGAUGAUAUCCCUGCGGCUAUCGACCGGAGUUUAAAGAAGCUAGGACUGAAAUAUGUCGACCUGUACCUGAUCCAUGCUCCAUUCUUUGCCAAAGGGGACAACAAGUUGCUGCAGCAAAAGUGGGCGGACAUGGAACAGGUGCUAGCUUCCGGAAAGGCCAAAAGUAUCGGAGUGAGCAACUUCUUGAAACCUCACCUCGAUGCUAUCUUGGAGACUGCCAAAGUGCGCCCCGCGAUCAACCAGAUCGAGUUUCAUCCAUAUCUGCAACACGGAGACCUGCUUGCGUACCACAAGAAUAAGGACAUCAGGGUGUCAGCAUAUGCGCCCCUGACACCUAUUGUCCGUGCCAAGGGUGGUCCUCUUGAUGGACUGUUAGAGUCGCUGGCCAAGAAAUAUGCAGUCAGUCCUGGAGAGAUCCUCCUGAGAUGGUGUCUUGACCAGGAUGUGAUUCCGAUAACCACCAGUUCGAACGAGCAACGACUGAGUGACUAUUUGAGAGCUUUCACAUUCCAGCUGACUCCCAAAGAGGUUGAGCAAAUAUCCGAAGUCGGAAAUACACAUCACUACCGGGCUUUCUGGAACGAUGUGUUCAGCCCCAAUGAUCGCUCCUGA